AUGACGUUCCCGAGAGAGGCGGAAUUCAAGGAGGCACAGGGCGGCGACGGUGGUGCUGAAGGUAACUCAGAUGAUUACCCUCCUGAUAGUGAAGGCCCUGGUGGAGGUCACUCUGCUAGUUCCCCUCUUGUUGGUGAAAAUGAAGGACCUAGCGGUAGCAGGUUCCCUAGAGGAGCUGCUGGUUCCCCUCCUAUUGGUGAGGGCGAAGGCCCUGGCAGUCGCGGGGUCCCUUCAGGAGCUGGCGGUUACUCUGCUGGUCCUCCUCCUUUUAUUGAGGUCGAGCGUCCUGGUACUCGCAGAGGUUCUUCAGGAGCUGGCGGUUACUCUAUUAAUGUUAAUCCCCCUCCUUUUGUUGAAGGCGAGCGUCCUGGUACUCGCGUUUCUUCAGGAGCUGGCGGUUACUCAGCUGGUUACCCUGCUGUUGGUGAAGGCGAAGGCCCUGGUGGUUACUCUGCUCGUUACCCACCUUUUGGUGAAGGAGAAGGUCCUGGCAGUCGCGGGGUCCCUUCAGGAGCUGGCGGUUACUCUGCUGGUCCCCCUCCUUUUAUUGAAGUCGAGCGUCCUGGCACUCGCAGAGGUUCUUCAGGAGCUGGCGGUUACUCUAUUAAUGUUAAUCCCCCUCCUUUUGUUGAAGGCGAGCGACCUGGUACUCGCGUUUCUUCAGGAGUUGGCGGUUACUCUGCAGAGCAAAGCGGCUACUCUAUAAUGUUCCCACCGGGUCGUUACCCACCAAGCCAUCGUUUCCCUACAGUAAUUAUCCCCCCAAGAGGUCAUUACCCUUCAAUUAACCAUUUCCCCCCACACAAUGGUUACCCUCCAAACAACGAUUACCCUGAAAUACGUUAUUAUUCGGCAGCAGGAGAUUGGUCUGGUGGCGCGGAGGGAAACUCUUUCAGUGGUGAAGGCGGCAGGGUCCGCAGAGGAGCUGGCGGUUACUCUGCUGGUUACCAUCCAGUUGUUGAAGGCCAAGGCCCUGGAAGUUACUCUGGAGGAGAUGGUGGCUCUGGCGGAUACUCUGCUCGUUAUCCUCCUGUUGGUGUAGGUGAAGGCGCUGGCGGAGGCUGGGUUCCUGGCGGAGCUAGCGGACACUCAGGAAUGUUCCCCCCAGGUCAUUAUCCUCCAAGUCAUCAUUUCCCUACGGCUAUUAUCCCUCCAAGAGGUUAUUACCCUCCGAACAACGGUUACUAUCCAAUGAAUUAUUAUCCAGGAGCACGUGGUUGGUCUGGAGGCGCUGGUGGAAGCUCGCCCGGUGCUGGACGCACUGGCAGUGGAGGCGCUGGUAGUAGUUCCGGGUUAGCUACUAAGAUAAAUGCUGCAUUAGCUACCAACGAAAGUAUCCACGGUGGCGCUGGAUCACUUUACAACGAAUGUGCCGACAGUGGCACCGGAUCCGUUACCAAGGAAGGCACUAAUGGUGGCAGUGGAUUAGCUACCAAAGAAAGUGGUGGCGCUGCAUUAGCUACCAAAGAAAGUGGUGGCGUUGCAUUAGCUACCAAGAAAUGCGCUGGCGGGGACGCCGGAUCAACAACCAAGGAAGGUAGUAGCGGUGGCGCUAGAUUAGCUAACAGCGAAGGCACUGGCAGUGGCACCGGAUCAGCCAUCAAAGAAAGCGCUGGCGGUAGCACCCGAUCAUCUAACAAAGAAAGCUCUAUCGUUGACGCUAGAUCAGCUACCAAGGAAGGCGUUGGACUAGCUACUAACGAAGGUGGUAGUGUGGAAUUAUCUACGAAGGCGAGUGCUGGCGAUGACGCCGGUUCAACUACCAAGGAAGACGCUGGUGGUACCUCUGGAGCCGCUGCCAGUGGAGACGCUAGCUCGCUGAAGAACAGCUAA
Uloborus diversus is the source of this 1833-nucleotide messenger RNA. RefSeq names its product loricrin-like. The coding region runs from base 1 to 1833 and encodes 610 amino acids. NCBI's taxonomy places the organism in Eukaryota, Metazoa, Arthropoda, Arachnida, Araneae, Uloboridae. The record is from RefSeq and is a predicted model, not a curated record. The transcript has 2 exons.